Molecule: messenger RNA, 1345 nt
Organism: Bufo gargarizans (Asiatic toad)
Lineage: Eukaryota; Metazoa; Chordata; Amphibia; Anura; Bufonidae
Gene: TPM4
Product: tropomyosin 4
Exons: 9
Coding region: 130-984 (284 amino acids)
Biological process (GO): actin filament organization; muscle contraction
Cellular component (GO): actin filament
Molecular function (GO): actin filament binding
Source: RefSeq, a predicted model, not a curated record
UGUUCUUUGUGAGUUCAGAGCUGCUUCUAGAUUAUCCUCCUCUAGUUGUACUCUGCUCAGUUCAAACAGUCUUCUGCGCAAGGUCCUGCUCCUCUCCUCUCUGCAGCCAGACUACACACUUCAGCCAGGAUGGAGGCAAUUAAGAAGAAGAUGCAGAUGCUGAAGCUGGAUAAGGAGAAUGCUAUAGACAGGGCAGAGCAAGCGGAAGCAGAUAAAAAAGCAGCAGAGGACAAGUGUAAACAGGUGGAAGAUGAACUGGUGGCACUGCAGAAAAAGCUGAAAGGAACAGAAGAUGAACUGGAUAAGUACUCUGAAGCUCUGAAAGAUGCUCAGGAGAAACUGGAGCAAGCUGAGAAAAAAGCAACUGAUGCUGAAGGGGAUGUUGCCGCAUUAAACCGUCGUAUCCAGCUUGUGGAAGAGGAGUUGGAUCGUGCUCAGGAGCGUCUAGCUACAGCUUUGCAAAAACUAGAAGAAGCAGAAAAGGCAGCUGAUGAGAGUGAAAGAGGUAUGAAGGUAAUAGAAAACAGGGCCAUGAAAGAUGAAGAAAAAAUGGAAAUCCAGGAAAUGCAGCUUAAGGAAGCCAAACACAUUGCAGAAGAAGCAGACCGCAAAUAUGAAGAGGUUGCACGUAAAUUGGUCAUCCUUGAGGGGGAGCUGGAGAGAGCAGAGGAGCGCGCAGAAGUAUCUGAACUUAAAUGUGGUGAUCUGGAAGAAGAAUUGAAAAAUGUGACUAACAAUUUAAAAUCUCUGGAGGCUCAAUCUGAAAAGUAUUCUGAAAAAGAAGAUAAAUAUGAAGAAGAAAUCAAGAUCUUAACAGACAAGCUCAAAGAGGCGGAAACCCGGGCUGAAUUUGCAGAAAGAACCGUUGCCAAACUAGAAAAAACGAUUGAUGACCUUGAAGACAAACUGGCGAAUGCCAAAGAAGAAAACCUGGGAAUGCACCAAGUAUUGGACCAAACACUAUUAGAACUCAACAACUUAUAAUGCAAAGGGAAGAGCGUUGUGCACACUUGAUUCCUUCCAUAACGUCUUACAAUCUGUCACUUUUAAUUCUAAACAUUUCAGGGGACAACUGCAAUGACUGCGACCAAAUAUUUUAUUUUAAAAAAAAAUGUUCAUAAUGAUGAGCUUUAAACCUGGUGUUAUUAUUUUUUUUUUAAGAAUUUUUUUUUUUUUUUACAAAGGUUCCAUGUACAUUUAAAGGUAGAAUAGUAACACAAUGUUCAGUGUUCGUCUUAUAUUGUUCUGUUACAUGACCACAAUGUUGGUAUAAAAAUACAAAAGAUGUUUUUAAAGUUGAGAGUUGUUAAAUGUCAUCAAUAAAAUGAACUAGGCAAAAUGUUAA